Molecule: messenger RNA, 1785 nt
Organism: Pocillopora damicornis (cauliflower coral)
Lineage: Eukaryota; Metazoa; Cnidaria; Anthozoa; Scleractinia; Pocilloporidae
Product: kelch domain-containing protein 3
Molecular function (GO): protein binding
Source: RefSeq, a predicted model, not a curated record
GCGGGAACCAAACAAAUGGUAGAUAUGGUAAAUCUGACUUUGAAUUGAUUUUACAUUUUUAUCUCCAAAAUGACUUCGUCCUCCUGCUGUUGGGUAAAGAAAACAAUAAAUGGACCUGUCCCAGCUCCAAGGCAGGGUCAUGCAGCAGCGGUUGUUGACAAGAAGGCGUACAUCUUUGGUGGUAGCAGUGGGAGUUGGUUUGGUGGCGAACACAGUGAAUCCACUAGUGACCCUGUUUACUUGAAUGACCUGUUUGUUCUUAAAAUUGGAAUACAGGUCACCUGGGAAAGAUUGCAACAACUGGGAGAUAUUCCUUGUGUAAGGGACGGACACACUUUGAGUGCUGUUGGUACUGUUCUCUAUCUUUUUGGUGGAUCAAAUUAUCCAGAAUCUGAUGAAUGUUUAGAUGGGUUGUAUGCCUAUGAUAUUGGGACAUUAUCUUGGGAGUUGUGUCCAACUCAAGGAUGUCAACCCAAAGCCUUAGGACACACAACCGCAGUAGUGGGAGACACAUUGUAUAUAUUUGGAGGAAUUUAUCAUGGGAAUGCCACAAAUACUCUCUAUAUGCUGAACACAGGGAAUUUAACAUGGACUCCUCUAAAAGCAUCUGGAAACCCUCCCUCACCCAGCUAAACUGAAAUGGAAGAAACUUCAAUGUUCCGGUGAAGGACCUGACAGAAGACACGGGCAUAUUGCUGUGAUGAUUUACGGACAGCUCAUAAUUUUUGGCGGAAUGGAUGACCAGAAGGAUUUUGAUGAUGUUUGCAUAUUGCAGACACGUGCUGCCUUGAAGUACCUCCCCCAAGAAAUGACAGAAACAGACGUACUGUCGUCAUCUCUGUCCAGUGGCGGUAGUGAUAUGUUAGGCCCCCCGACAUCUUACGAUUUGUCGAUACAAGUUCCUGCACCGUACAGACCUGUUAUUCCUGCGGUUACCGAGCCUGCUAAACCCCCUGAGUUUGAUGAUGUGAAAGCGUCGUUCACCAAACGAGUUGAAGAGAUUUUUGAAGAUCUUUCAAACAAGUAUGCGGAGGUUCAAACACAGAGGGAAGCGUUGAAGAACGCGGUGGAAGCUUUCCAAGAAGAAAGGACAUCACAUAUUGAGUUGUAUGAGAAACAACAGAAGGAGCUGGAGGACAUGAUAAACAAACACAGAGUAGAAAACGAGGAAUGGAUAAACGCACGGAAACAAGAACUUGAGGAGGAAAGACAUAGAUUAGAAUUGGAAAAGGGUCAAUUGGUUGAAGAAAGGGAAAGACUUCGAAAGGAAAAGAUAGAAUUUGGCGAAAAAAUUGAAGCUAUCGAAAAGCUCGGUGGUGGAGCCAACCAUCUAUUGAAUGGAGUUAGCUAAACACAGAAUCAUUCAAUAAUACAUUGGAGCGCUUUUCGACUGACUGUCGUAAAACCGAAACCAUAACAAUCACAACGACCAAUCAGAAGAAAGGAAAAUACCUUAAAGAGCCAAUGAGAACUCAGAGUACAACCGACAAAACUUUCUAAAGCGCGGGAAAACGCGGGCGACGAAGUCGUGACUGGUAUCAGUUUUGCUUUUGAUUGGUUGAGAGAAUGGCGCAAAUUUGCGGGACCAAUCAAAACGAAUAAAAAAAGCGACAACAACAAACAAUCACGGAUUACUUUCCGACCCUUGAUUGGAAUUUGCUCCAUCUAGACUAUCAACGAAAUUAACUAAGUAGAGGAUUCCACCAAGUGAAUCGAAACACCUCACAGAAAAGCACUUCAAUGACGCUUUACAUGUAAUAAAGCACAAAUAUUUGUUUAUAACGA